GGCAUUUCAGUCAAUCCUCUCCACCAUGCCUUCCGCCGCCUAUUCCGUGCUCCCGUUCGCCGAGGAUGAUAAGCCGAUCAGCGCCCCGUCCCCGUCUCUGCAUCCGGCCUACUAUAUUGCGUGAGCGUCUGAACACCCUCAGCAGCGGUCGAGCCGGCCGUUGUCGUCAUGUUCGUUGCCAUUCAUGUCCAUUGCUAAUCAUCUCAGAAACUGGAUCUUCUUCUCGAAUCUCACUAUCAUCUUCAACAAAUGGCUGCUCGACACCGCUGGCUUCAAAUACCGUGCGUCUGCUGCCCUAACACCAUGUGAUGCCAUGAAUGCAUUCCUCGUCAUCCCCAUCCCCUCGGGCCUCGGGUCCUUACAUUUGAUUAGCUUUCUGCAGAGUGGCCUAUGGACUGACCGAAUGCUCUCUCUAGCCGUCAUUCUCACCUGUUGGCACCUCAUCUUCGCUACCAUCGCCACACAGCUUCUCGCCCGAACAACCUCGCUCCUCGACAACCGCCACCAUGUCAAAAUGACCGGCCGCCUGUACCUUCGAGCCAUCGUCCCCAUCGGCCUCCUCUACUCGGGCUCUCUGGUCUGCUCCAACCUCGUUUACGUCUACCUCUCCGUGCCCUUCAUUCAGAUGCUCAAGUCCGCCUCCCCCGUCGCCGUCCUCUUCGUCUCUUGGCUCUGGGGCGUUGCCGAUCCCAACGCCAGGACCAUCCUCAACAUCCUCGUCAUCGUCUUCGGCGUCGCCCUCGCCUCCGUCGGUGAGAUCGAGUUCUCCUGGCUCGGCUUCCUCUUCCAGGUCGGCGGUACCUGCUUCGAGGCCGUCCGCCUCGUCAUGAUCCAGGUGCUCCUCAAGGGAGACGACUCCAACGGCUCAGCCCAGCAGAUGGACCCCCUCGUCAGCCUCUACUACUACGCCCCCAUCUGCGCCUUCACCAACUUCCUCGUCGCCAUCCCCGUCGAGGCCCUCACCUUCAACCCGCACCAUCUCUACGACACCGGCUUCCUCAUCCUGCUCCUCAACGCCGCCGUCGCCUUCAUCCUCAACAUUGCCAGCGUCUCCCUCAUCGGUAGGACCUCCGGUCUCGUCAUGACCUUGACCGGCAUCCUCAAGAACAUCCUCCUCAUCGCCACCUCCAUCCUCAUCUGGCGAACCAACAUUUCCCUCCUCCAGGGCAUCGGCUACUCCAUAGCCAUCUUCGGCCUCGUCCUCUAUUCCACCAGCUGGGACCAGCUCAAGACCGCCGCUGCCAACAGCUUCGUCUGGUUCAGCAAAGCCGUCAAGAACCCGGAAGAUGGCCGCCUGUCCCCCCUCGUCAGGCGGGGCCUCAUUGCCGCCGUGCUCCUCUUCUUCUUGGCUUUGCUCGUCACCGGCUACCUUUACUCCAGCGCCGGUGUCAAUCCGUUUUCGGCCAUCAAGUCGGGGGAGUGGAGUGAGGCCCUCUUUGAAGGGCAAUAGAAACGUUUGUCGUGUCUGUCUCAUGUGGGGAUCUCGACCAAGAAAAGGAUGG
This is a messenger RNA of Sodiomyces alkalinus F11, 1502 nucleotides long. RefSeq names its product TPT-domain-containing protein. The transcript is spliced from 2 exons. Gene Ontology annotation, molecular function: antiporter activity. Lineage: Eukaryota; Fungi; Ascomycota; Sordariomycetes; Glomerellales; Plectosphaerellaceae. Bases 185 to 1450 code for a protein of 421 amino acids. The record is from RefSeq and is a predicted model, not a curated record. Gene Ontology annotation, cellular component: endosome; Golgi apparatus; trans-Golgi network.